AUGUCAGAAGAAAACAAUUUAUUAAUUACGCUUGGAAAUUGCAUGGGACUAGGCAAGCGGCCUUACAGUCCUCCUUGGUGGGGUCAGCUAGCCUGGUUCAUUCUGUUUGCUAGCAUGCUGCUUCUAGCCGUUAUUGGUAAUACCUUGGUUAUAUGGAUCGUCCUAGCUCAUCGUCGUAUGAGGACAGUGACAAAUUGUUUCCUCGUGAAUCUUGCGGUCGCUGAUCUUCUUAUGGCAACUCUGAAUGGAGCACCAAACUUCGUGUUUCUUGUCACGGCCCACUGGCCUUUCGGCUCAGUGACAUGCACAGCUAGUAAUUUUACUGCAAAUUUGACAGUUUCUGCUGGAGUAUUUACUCUUGUUGCUAUUACUGUUGACAGGUACGUGGCUAUAGUGAAGCCCCUACAACACAGGCUGAGUCGUUCUAUGGCUCGUGCUGCUUUAUUCAGUGUAUGGUUUGCUAGUGCGCUACUUGCGUUACCUAGCUUACUUUAUUCUGACACCUACACAAAAAAGUACGUGAAUGGAGAAAGAGAAAUAUGCUUCAUAAGGUGGCCGGAUGGCAGCUACCCUACCUCAAGAACAGAUUAUUACAACUUUGUGACAUUCCUUUGUAGCUACAACUUAAUCUUCCUGGCUGUAACGUACGUAGCUCCUAUGUCAGUGAUGGUGUGGGCGUACGCUAGAAUGAGUUCAGCUUUAAGAGGCAGAACUAUUGGUGAAUGUACACAUCAUCAGAUGCAAGUUGUGCGAUCUAAAAGAAAGGUUGUGAGGAUGUUUGUGCUCGUGGUGAUGGUUUUUGCACUUUGCUGGUUGCCGUAUCAUGCAUACUUCGUCCUUGUCUAUCAUCACCAGUCCUUAGCAUCUUCACCUUUCGCUCAACAUAUAUAUCUUGCAUUCUACUGGCUGGCCAUGGCAAAUUCAAUGUUCAAUCCUCUUAUUUACUAUUGGAUGAGCAACAAAUUUAGAAUAUACUUCAAGUUGGUGCUGUGCUGGGGAAGGUCAUCAAAAACAUCGACACCAGAUAACUUAAAAAAGCAAUUAGAAAUGAACAAGUCGUUUUCUGAUAUGUCAAACGGAACUUCGAUUAUGACUAAUGGUGUGGAAGUAAAGAGCAACCCCCGUGGUGACAGUGACAGCGGCCGUCACUGUCACGUGUGUGACGAUAAACUUUAG
This is a messenger RNA of Danaus chrysippus (African queen), 1176 nucleotides long. The record is from the annotation of a GenBank genome assembly. Lineage: Eukaryota; Metazoa; Arthropoda; Insecta; Lepidoptera; Nymphalidae.